Molecule: messenger RNA, 1843 nt
Organism: Phycomyces blakesleeanus NRRL 1555(-)
Lineage: Eukaryota; Fungi; Mucoromycota; Mucoromycetes; Mucorales; Phycomycetaceae
Exons: 2
Coding region: 240-1520 (426 amino acids)
Biological process (GO): inositol phosphate biosynthetic process; phosphatidylinositol phosphate biosynthetic process
Cellular component (GO): cytoplasm; nucleus
Molecular function (GO): inositol hexakisphosphate kinase activity
Source: RefSeq, a predicted model, not a curated record
AAUACAUACAUAUUAUUUUUUUUCACCUUUUCUACCUCUUCUUCUACCUCUCUAUUUUCUUAAUUAUUUCUGCUCUAUAUAUAUAUAUAUAUAUAUCUGCUUGGACAAAUAUACAUACCCCAAUCACAUACAAAAAUUCAUACAGCAAUUUUUGUUCUAUACCUUUUUGUUUCAUUAUCUUCAAUACAAACAAAUACAACAUUCACACACAUACAUAUACAUAUACACAUACAUAUAAAAUGAGCCAACAUUCUCGUCCUCAGCGUCCUGCUCUCAAUCGAUCCCAAAGCUCGCUCACCCUCUUGCCCUUCACAAACCGGGUGGGUGGACACAUGUCUAUGUUCAGACUAGCCGCCAAUGGGGCUAUAUGCAAGGCAGUGACGGCAACAAAAGAGCGUGCGUUCUAUGAAGAGCUAUUUAAACACCAUCCCCAACUCCUUUCAUUUGUACCACUCUACAUGGGAGUAAUUCGGAUCUCAUUUGAUCAACUCAAGCCUCAAAUUGCCUGGCAGGACCGGCAACGUUUACGGCACUACUCUCUCAACAACCGACGAAACAACUCUUUUAAUAAUAACAGCAACAAUAUCAAUGGCAAUAAUGGCUGGCGCACACUACGAUCAAAUCGUAGUCAGGAGGACACACCAGAUUCUGAAGAUUACCCAGAGUUUGAUGAGCAAGAAUAUAACUACGACGAGGAGAGUAGCAUGAGUAGUGCAAGUAGCUGCGGUAUGAGCAACAUCAGCAUCACCAACAAUAACAACAAUAACAACAAUUCAACCGCGGACAUAAAGUCUACAAUCGGCAGAGGAGCAGAAGCUGAAUUAACAAACGAGUUUAUUGUGUUGGAAGAUCUGACGCUUGGACUACGUAAACCCUGUGUCCUAGACCUUAAAAUGGGCACACGCCAACAUGGGAUCCACGCCUCAGCUGCCAAAAAAGCAAGCCAGACAGCCAAAUGUCAAAUGUCAACCAGUCAACAGCUUGGUGUACGUCUUUGUGGUAUGCAGGUUUAUCAUCCUAGAGAACAUGUUUACAAACUGCAAGACAAAUACGUCGGUCGUAGUCUGACACCUCAGUCAUUCUAUGACACUCUGGUUGGGUUCUGUAGUGAUGGGGAUCAAGUAUUGGCACACCUGAUCCCUGAUCUUGUGGAGAAGUUACGUCGAUUGUCUGAAUUGAUAGCAUCUCUGCCUGGUUAUCGAUUUUACGGUUCAAGCCUAUUGAUUCUAUACGACGGUGAUAACGAGAUAAAAGGCAACACCAGCCCUGACACUGUCACUGUCACUGGUCAUACUACUACCACCACUGCCGCUGCUGCCACAACUACAAAAAAGGCUUGUGUUGAUGUACGAAUAAUCGAUUUCGCACAUUGUGUCACUCAACGUGAAAUGCAAGAUAACCCGUCUUUUGUAAUCUGUCCGCCUCAACAUCCCGAUGAACCCGAUCUUGGAUAUCUACUUGGUUUGAGCACCCUGAUUCGUUCCUUUGAACGCAUCUAUCGUGAGGCAAUUUCACCUUAAAUUGCCAAUUUUAUUUUUUACACACUAUUCUACUCACAACUCACAUCUAUAUACACAAAUUGUAUAUUGUAUAUUAUAAUUUUCUGUUAUUAUUUUUAUUUAAUAUUUAUAUAGCACAUCACACUUCACUAACUCCAUCCCACUUAUACACUCGCAAUCACAAUCACUCACUUUGCUCUUUAAAAUUUAGAUAAAAUUUUAUAUUCUUUAUUGUCAUUAUUGUUAAGUUCUUUCUUUGUUCUAAUCACCUUUGUUCUUUUAUAUAUUUAUUAUCUAUUUUAUCAUUUAUAUACAUUUAUACACAAAUAAAGCAAGAUUUACAU